AUGGCUUCAACACAAAAGCCGCCAGAGCGCAACCGCGCCCUGCGCAUGCUCGGGCUCCCCGCCUUGCCCAAGAAGCUGCCCUCUCGAAACUGGAUGAUCUUCUGGACCGUCUCCACGACCCUCAGCGCUGCGAUAAUCUAUGAUCGCCGGGAGAAGCGCCGCGCCACGGCCAGAUGGGCCCGCGCCGUCUCGCACAUCGCCAAGGAGCCCGUCGGGAGCCCCAGCGAGAUGCCGCGCCGCCUGACCGUCUACCUUGAGUCUCCGCCGGGCGACGGUUUCCGCGUCGCGCAGGACCACUUUGUCGAGUACGUCAAGCCCAUCCUGGCCGCCAGCGGCCUGGACUGGGAAUUUGUCCAAGGCAGGAUGCAGGGCGACGUGCGGGCCGUGGUAGCCGAGCAGAUCCGCCGCAGGAGGAGGGCGGCUGGCGAGGUUGCGCCCGAGACUCCUGAUGGCCUGCCGGAGCAAAAGUCGGAGCCCACGACCGAGGAGCUUGUCGAGGAGAUGCGCAAGAAUUCUGGUGUCAGGGAGUUUGCCGGCGUCCGGGGCGAUAUCGUCGUCGGGCGCCAUACGUGGAAGGAAUACAUCCGCGGCCUGCACGAGGGAUGGUUAGGCCCUCUGGUGGCGCCGCCGGAGCCACCAAAGCCUGUUGCUGUUGGAGCAGAGGAAGGGAAGGAUGCAGAAGAGAAGAAGAGUGAUGAGAGCAAGCCGAAACGACCACCACAACCGAAGCCAUACAACACGCCGGAGCAAUACCCGUCCUCUGACCUCAGUCCACACAUCCCAACCGAGCUCACUCCAUCGGUCCCUAUCCGUUUUCCUCAUCUUCUUGGCUUCCUUGGCACGCCGACCCGAUUUGUGCGCUUCCUGAACAGGCGGCAAACGGCUGAUGAGAUCGGCGCCGAGGUCGCUGCCGUUUGUCUGGCCACGUACCGCGAGUGGAAGUCUGAGGAUGAGAUCAAGGAGUCGCUCGAGUCUGCAGAGAAGGACUGGGUCAAGAGCGUGUGGAAGGCCGAUAAGGGCGAAGAAGAGGGUGAUGCCCAGCAGUUGCCGAAGGAAAAGGUCUGGGUUAACCCGAUCAUCCUGGACCCCAGGAUCUCGACCAGGAUGCGUCGCUUCGAACUGACGGCGGAUGACGAGGCUCGGGCACGGCAGAUCGUCGUCCCCGAGGAAGAGGUCGAGGGCUGGAUAAAGAGCCACCUGAGGCAAAUGUGGCGGUGGGGUGCUCGGCAGUUCCAGAGCGACGGCAAGAAGAUACCCAACGUUGGACCUCUGGACGAUUGA
Messenger RNA from Pyricularia grisea, 1281 nucleotides. RefSeq lists its product as uncharacterized. The coding region runs from base 1 to 1281 and encodes 426 amino acids. Gene Ontology annotation, cellular component: cytoplasm; intracellular membrane-bounded organelle; membrane. The record is from RefSeq and is a predicted model, not a curated record. The transcript is spliced from 2 exons. Gene Ontology annotation, biological process: sphingosine biosynthetic process. NCBI's taxonomy places the organism in Eukaryota, Fungi, Ascomycota, Sordariomycetes, Magnaporthales, Pyriculariaceae.